AUGGAACGAUAUAAUUAUCGAUAUAAUCAUUUGAGAAAUGGAGCCAGCAUACGACCAUAUGUACAAGCAACAACCACGAACAUGAUUAAGGACGAUUUUACAAAAAGUCUUCACGAAUUACGGGCAUUUGAGCCGAUUCCUACUAACGACAACCACGAACGCUACAGAGAAUAUAAGUCUUUUCUUCCGAUUAAACCAUUAUCAACAUUUAAUUUAACUUCUAUCAAACACCGUAACGAGUCUAAGGAGCAACUCACACGACUCGAUAAUACAGAUGAUCGUCCUGUGUUGAGACGCAAAAGAUUUACUCGAAGACAGCGAAAAUCAGUGACUAUUGAGCCAGAAACUGGCUUGAUCUUAGCUGCGGGACCACCAUCUUCUAGUGACGAAGACGAAAGUUCUCGCAUUAUUCGCAAAAAAUCUCCGUUACGACAACAGCCUAAAUCUAUUUCUGCCUCAACGUUUGAGCUUCAUCUCAAUCAAGCUUGUGAUAUCAAGAAUUCACCUUUAUCUAAUACUUCAUUUGCUGCAAAAUCUGCACCUCGUGGACCGUCAGCUCGAAGAGCUGGCCGACGGUUAGGCAAGCUUCAAUACAAGAACGCUGCUUCAACCAAUAACUUGGACGAAAUCAGUGAAGCUCCAUUCUCUUUAAAGCCAGAAAAGCGAUCAAUGAGUGUACGUGAUCUCAAUGGAGAAGAAUGCGAUUUCUCUAAUCGUGAUUCUGUAGUCAAAUGGACAUCUCAAAUCUUGGCCGAGUUAAACUCAUUACCUUCUAGCUGUAUUGAUUUAACACAAGAAUCAUUAGUAAAUAAUGAUCGAAAGGAUAGGAAAUGGUCGACGCUUCAAUCACCGGCUGAUCCUCCACCUAUUCCACCACAUCUAUCAUUGAAUGCCCGUAUGACACAAUCUACAUUCAUACCGUUUGCUGAUGAUUCGUGUACCUGGCAUGAAGCUGGCAUGACAUCAUCAGUUCAUUCGGAUUGGAAGCCAGCCCAUAAUGGAUCACGACGUCUGUCGUCGAUAUCGAAUGUUGUCACACCCAUCUUGGAAGAUCCUAAGCUUGGAUGGAAUACCAAUGACUUUACGCAUUCCACGCCUGAAAUAAUGUCAAUGGAAGCACGAUUUCCUUCAUCAUUACAAGAUUUGCGUACGAUGAUUCAAGAUGAUUCAGAUGAUUCCAGAAGAGAUCGCGAGGACAGUCUCAACACAAGUACAUUAGUGGGAUCGUCAUCGGAUUCCGAUACCGGCACUCCAUUAGCUUUAUCACCAGUUCCAAUGGAUAUAGUCGAUUUCCCCAUGUUGUCUGAAAAGAUAUCCUCAACGACUGGUACUUCAUCUCCAUUGGAACGACGUUCUAUUGGAGUUCAAGGACCGGAAACUCCUCUGUUCUAUUGUAGAGUAUCCACCGAUAUCGAUAGUCCAAUGACAAAAUCAGCAUUUGCUCCUCUGCAAAUUGUUCUAUCGGAUGAGGCAACUAAUGAAAAACACAUAUUAUCCACUGGAAGCUUACCACUUCCAAACAAACAGCCAGCUGCACCUGAAGAGCACGUAGUAGCUGAAGAACAAUCAAAAGCGUCAGAUAAGUCAGUGGAAGAAGCUGCUGUAACGGAUGCUCCAGCUAUUCGUAUGAGGCAAACGAUUCCUAGUGCAAAUCGAUACGAAUCAGUUUUAUUGAAAAACAUAGAACGUCUAAGCAAGACAGCAGUUGAAAAGAACAAUCCACGAUACAGCCAAAUAUCAAACAUCAUGAAUAUGGAAGACAACUUUGGCAGUGAGGAAACGUUGAACAAAUGGAAGAAGCGGGCGGAAUGUCGAUCAAGAAUUGACAUAAGCAAUGCUGCCGCUAAUGAGGUGCCAUCAGUAGAUCGUGUCAUAGCUUCACUGAUACGAACAGUCGAAGAAACACGGUUUACAGCUCCAGAUCGUCCACAAAGUCUUGGUAUAGAUCAGUUAAAGCCACAGGACGCUACAACUCAAACAUCUCCGUAUUCCAUUUCACGUUCAUCAUCUUUCGAUUGGAUAAACGAUAUGUCAGAAGGUCGCUUACGAGACUUGAAUACUCCAGUCUGUACGCCAAAAACUGAUGCAUCUGUAUCUGCAAACUAUAUAUCAAAGAACGUAGAAUCGUCAUCAGAAACAGAUGAUGCUGAUCGUGAAGUAGCUGAGGUUACUCGAAACGCCAUUCUCUGUGAUCAAAUCGUUGCACCGAUUGUUCCACAGAAGCGAUCAGCUUCUGCUGAAAGAGCUAUUAAAAACAAAAAGCUUUUUGAUGAGAUGGAGGAGAGCAUUGCCAUGUUAUUACAAUACGGGGAAGAGUAUAAACCAAAACCUGUCCCUCGUAAGAAUAUCUCAAAGGAUGUUGAGCCUCGUCGGAGAGCAACACAAGAAAUACGUCGACCAGUUCCUCAAUUCCCAAUGUCUGAGAGUAUUUAUGAUAAUAUGUGUAAUAAGCCUAGAUUAGCAGAAAAAGACUCUCCGAUUGUAUCCAAGAGAGAGAAUGUUGUUAAAGCUACAGUCGUCACUGCUGCAAAAGCAUCGAUGGAAGACUUGGGUGAUUCUAAGGAUGAUGACAGCCUAGCUAUACCCAUGUCAGCUCAACGAGCUGGUAGUUGUGAGCUUCUGAACAAGAUUCCGGAGUCACCAUCUGCCGGAUUGAGGGAUAAGCUGAAAUUAGCAGAAAAAGAAGCUAUUGAAGUGUGUCAGUGGCUGAUUCAAGCAGGAUUUCCACAAUACGCUAAUCAGUACAAAGAAGGCUUAGUCCCUAUCGAUUUGAAUUCAGUGAAGAAGGAUCACGAAUUCCUUGAGCCAGACAGUCUUAAAGCCUUAUUCCGUCGUUUGGAUACAUUGAAUCGAUGUGCCAUAAUGCGUAUUGAUAACGUCGUUCUUAGACGCAGGAACGAUAAUUACGCCUAUGAUAUGUACAGCUGUGAUGAAGAUGAUAAUGUUGCCCUAUCGGGAAAUUGGCAGUAUCAGCGAAACUCCCACACCUGGUCUCGUGUAGCCAAUGAACCCAUGUACGGAGCAGUAGGACGAGUUGUCUCAACUUCCCAAUCAACAGCGCAGCAGAAUGGGUAUAGGGAUCCCUAUGUCGUCAAAUCAAAUCGUCAUUCUCCUUAUGAUGAAAGAUCAGAUCAUCAUCAAGUUCGUAUGGAUCGUUAUGAUCAACAGCAUCAGAAUGAACAACUUUCUACUUCCGAUUUGCCAGCUUCGAAGCUAUCGCGAUCACAGAGUGAAAGAAUAAAGGAUACAGCAAGAGCUUUUAUGAAACGAAUGAAUCCAAGAUCUGGUAGUAGAAGACGAAGAGAAUCUCGCACACGCGAUGCUUCUCAGUUGAAGAUAUCAGAGCCAGUUCUGUUGAGUUAUGACUCGGCUAGUCCAGAAUGUAUGCAAAUGAUGAAUAGGGUACAGAGACCUAACAUGAUGCAAGAACGAGGUCGUUCAUUAGCUGAUCGGCCUUCGCGAUCGAAUACUAAUCGUCGUCAAGGAGUUCUGCUUCUCACACCAACAUCUCCUGAAUCCUCACCCAAUGAUGAUUUAAUACGCGGAAUGAGACAUCGUGAUCGAAGUAUGCCUCCGAGAGCCUAUUACGAUAGCCAAGCAUCUUAUGCCAACCAUACUGGAUACGGAUAUGAUAGAUCGAGAAGAGAUCGAAGUAUCGUUGAUGAUUAUCUGUAUCAAGACAGCCCUAUCACAUCAGCAAGAUCUCGUGCUACUUACCUACGUCAGCCGUAUUUGGAUACGAGCUUCAGUCCUCUGUAUGGUAGUGGAGCAUCUUCUCCCAUCUAUAGCAGCCCAUAUAGCAGUCGUUCAUUUGCAACCCCACCUUCUAGAUCCAGACAGCAAUUGAAUAUACAAGCUGAUGGCUAUUUUGUGCAUGGAUCUUCAUUUGAGAUUUCACCCGAUACCACUACCACUAGGAAAACUCGACCAUUCACUAGCUCUCCAUCUACAUCAGGAACCGUAUUAGCUCCUCAACUUCGUGUUGAUACCCUUCGUAAUAAAAGUCAGUCAAGCCUAGAGAACACUGAUGAAGAACAGUGUGGUGUAGCUCCUAGCAAUCAAAACCGUCGCGAUUCGGGUGUUGGAUCAAGCUUAUCCAGAUCUCCAAGCGGUCCUUCAUCACAACGUAUUCGGCAAUCAGUGUUGUCGUAUUAUCAAACUUUGACUUCUUCUUUAACAAGCAGUAGUAACAGCUCUUCCAUGGGUUCUUGGAAUGGAACAGCAACCAAGCGACGUAUUACAACAUCUGAUCGAAUCAUGACUUCUUCCUUAACAUCAUGUUCUGGAGAAGACAUUUUCUUUUCGGAUGAACAGCUCCUGACAACAAUUGAUGGUUUGAGCUGCUUUGACCUGACAAAAAUGAGAAAAUUGGCUUUCUUACGAAUGACUGCCAUUCUGGAAAAGUAUAUGGGUGUAACUAAUGCCAUCAAGUUCGAGCCAUACAAUGCCUCUAGUGGAAGUUCCAAUGUUGGCAGCGGAACUCACAAAAAUAACUGGACUGUCCAAAAGCUGAUAAAGAAGAUUAAGCAGAUGGACACUAAGACAGGGAAGGAAACAGAAGAAAGCACCGUCUUCGGCCAAUCAUUAGAAGUUAUCUAUCGCCGUUCUGGUCGUUGUUUACCACGAACAAUCCUUGAAAUUCUGAGGUAUCUUCGACAGAUGGCUCCAGAUACUGUGGGAAUGUUCCGUAAGAACGGAGUGAAGUCUCGUAUCAAUGAACUACGAGCUGUAUGUGAUCGUGAUGCUGAAACAGAUGUCUUUGUGGAGAGUCAACGAUUAGAUGCAGGACAAGUUCAUGAUGUAGCCGACCUUUUGAAGCAAUACUUACGAGAAUUGCCAAAUCCUUUGAUGACUUCCCGAUUGUCAGAGGUCUUCGCUGGAAUCUUCCUUCAUGUGCCUGAUAAUGAAAGUAUCCGAUUAUCUGCUUUACAAUUCGCCAUUCUGCUCUUACCUGAUGAAAACCGUGAAGCCCUUCAGACUUUACUAUUGUUCUUGGCUGAUGUAGCGAAAUACUCUGCUGUCAACAGCAUGCCAGCUCAGAACUUAUCUGUAUGCUUCACACCAUCUCUAUUUCAUCUAAGUGCAUCUCGUCUGGAUAAAAUUUCUGCCAACAGGCGUCAUAAAACAAUCGGAUCAGCAUAUGGAAUGCCAACUGAACGUGAAAUGAAAGAAACUCGAGCGGCUCAGAUGUGUUUGACAUUCAUGAUUCAACAUGUUCGCUCUAUUUUCCUCGUCCCAGAAACUGUUAAUGUCGAUAGAAAGGAAAGUGAAGAAGAUGCCCCAUUACUCAAAGAUCUUGGCCCUCAUGGACCCAGAGCUUAUCUGAUGGAGAGAGUUACUGAUUUGAUCCAGGAAAAUGCUGAGAGAUGGAAAGGCUGGAUAGUUGAAGGCCAUUUGGAUGGAGUUGAAAUCAGUUCUCGUAAACCAACAGAUGAUCAACCAUUGCGACCUAUUCGCGUCUGGGUUGAUGUACCAGCUCCUCCUAAAGAAGUUAUGCAUCGAAUUUUACGUGAAAGAUCAGUAUGGGAUGUUGAUGUGAUUAACUGGAGAGUAAUCGAUACUGUGUACCCUCCAGAUACUGAUGUUCACCAAUACGUGUUGAACGACACUAUUGGACAUCCUACUAGAGAUUGUUAUGUAGUCAGACAUCAUCGUAUGGACAUGCCAGAGUUACCGGGUGCUUGUGCUGUUGCCGAGAGAUCAAUCCAGUGUGGUGAAACUCAACUGUUGGGCGGUGUCAGUGCAACCGUUUUCGAUAUUCGUUUCCUCAUCGAACCCAAAAGUGGAUAUUCUCGAGUCACCUAUCUUGCACGCGUAGAUCUAAAGGGACGCAGCUCUACUUGGUACAACCGAGUCUAUGGAAACGUUUUAGCUCGUCAAAUGGCACGUCUCCGGGAAUCUUUCCGCAAAACGGACGAAUAUGGUCCAGAAACUAAAGUCUAA
Auanema sp. JU1783 is the source of this 5943-nucleotide messenger RNA. Lineage: Eukaryota; Metazoa; Nematoda; Chromadorea; Rhabditida; Rhabditidae. The record is from the annotation of a GenBank genome assembly.